GUACCUGUCGUCCGACUCUACACACCUCGCACACGAAAAGUGACACCCAGCCUGACAGAUCUCCGCUUCGUGGCUGCCAACAAAUCAACGAACGAAGCGAAAGGAGGUGGUGUUUCGGCAGAGUUGUGUGGUUCGCGUUGGAUAUUUUAUUUGCCGACCGCAAGACCAGCACAGCGAAGGUGUGCUGUGGUUGUCCAGCUAGCCUAGCUCGACAAAACACGUAACGAAAACAGUUUAUUUACCGCUGGAAAGUACAACGAAACGCAACACAGAACCGUGCAGGCGAGCCUUGUGCCGAAACCGUGUGCGUGCGCGAGUUUUUGAUUUGUGAAAAAAGCCCACCAAUUCCCAUCGACCUGCAUCGCCAUGGGAAUAAAAUUCCUGGAAAUAAUUAAACCGUUCUGCGGCAUACUGCCGGAGAUCGCGAAACCCGAACGAAAGAUCCAGUUCCGCGAGAAGGUACUAUGGACGGCGAUCACCCUGUUCAUCUUCCUGGUGUGCUGCCAGAUCCCGCUGUUCGGUAUUAUGAGCUCCGACUCGGCCGAUCCGUUCUACUGGAUACGUGUCAUUCUCGCGUCGAACCGUGGCACACUGAUGGAGCUCGGCAUUUCCCCGAUCGUGACGUCCGGUUUGAUUAUGCAGCUGCUGGCCGGUGCGAAAAUCAUCGAGGUCGGUGAUACGCCCAAGGACCGGGCCCUGUUUAACGGUGCGCAGAAGCUGUUCGGCAUGGUGAUCACCAUCGGGCAGGCGAUCGUGUACGUGAUGACGGGCAUGUACGGUGAUCCGGCCGAAAUCGGUGCGGGCGUGUGUUUGCUCAUCAUCAUCCAGCUGUUUGUGGCCGGUUUGAUUGUGCUGCUGCUCGACGAGCUGCUCCAGAAGGGAUACGGACUGGGCAGCGGCAUUUCGCUGUUCAUUGCCACGAACAUUUGCGAAACGAUCGUGUGGAAGGCGUUCUCGCCCGCCACCGUCAAUACGGGCCGUGGAACCGAGUUCGAGGGUGCCGUCAUUGCGUUGUUCCAUCUGCUGGCCACGCGCCAGGAUAAGGUGCGAGCACUGCGCGAAGCGUUCUACCGCCAGAACCUGCCGAACCUGAUGAACCUGCUCGCGACGGUGCUCGUGUUUGCGGUGGUCAUAUACUUCCAGGGCUUCCGCGUCGAUCUACCGAUCAAGUCGGCCCGGUACCGUGGCCAGUACAGUAGCUACCCGAUCAAGCUGUUCUACACGUCCAACAUUCCGAUCAUUCUGCAGUCGGCCCUCGUGUCCAAUCUGUACGUUAUCUCGCAGAUGUUGGCCGUUAAGUUCCACGGCAACUUCCUAAUCAACUUGCUCGGCGUGUGGGCCGAUGUGGGCGGCGGUGGUCCGGCUCGCUCGUACCCGAUCGGAGGGCUUUGCUACUACCUGUCGCCACCGGAAUCGCUAGGCCACAUUGUGGCCGAUCCGAUCCACGCCGUGCUGUACAUUGUGUUUAUGCUCGGAUCGUGCGCAUUCUUCUCCAAGACGUGGAUCGAUGUGUCGGGCAGCUCGGCAAAGGAUGUGGCCAAGCAGCUGAAGGAACAGCAGAUGGUGAUGCGUGGCCAUCGGGAGAACUCGAUGAUUCACGAGCUGAACCGCUACAUCCCGACGGCGGCCGCGUUCGGUGGACUGUGCAUCGGCGCUCUGUCGGUGUUGGCCGAUUUUAUGGGUGCGAUCGGUUCCGGAACCGGUAUUCUGCUGGCCGUCACCAUCAUCUACCAGUACUUCGAAAUCUUCGUCAAGGAGCAGUCCGAGAUGGGUGGUAUGGGCACGUUACUGUUUUAGAAAGGGUGCUUCCAUCCUUCCAUCCAUCCUCCUUACAUCUUCCUUACUUCCCCCGUCCCACCCUCCCCCUUUUUUUCGAUUAUGUUCCACAGUUUUCUUGUUUUUUGUUGUGACCUUACACAUCCCCCCCUCACAAAAUCCCUUCCCUCCUACCUGUUUCCUUCCACGGGACAACCAUUAAUUUAAGCUUAUAAUUCUCCUUUAGCGGUUUAGCGUUUAAGUGAGAGGCAGGUUUAACUAACAAUACUGCUCUGGCGUGGCCAAACGUGGCGUACAGUACAAGACGACACGGCCAGAGUGAGAGAAACGAGAGCGUCGACUGAGCGAGGGUGUACUAGAUUGAUAAAUGAUAAUAAGAAGAAAAAAAACAGAAGUGCGAAGAAGAAGACGAAGAAAAACGUACGUGUGCGUGUGUGAAUAUAAUGGGUUUUUUUUUUCUUCUGUGAAUCACAUUCGUUUCCCCCGCUGUGUGUGUCGGUUUUUGUGUUGGUCCAAAAACAAACGAAACAAAAAAAAAACAAAUGACACGAAAGAGCGAAACGAAAACAUACCUGAAAAGUUUAAAUAAAUCUUUCAUUCACACAAUACUCACAUGAAACGGUUAA
Molecule: messenger RNA, 2402 nt
Organism: Anopheles stephensi (Asian malaria mosquito)
Lineage: Eukaryota; Metazoa; Arthropoda; Insecta; Diptera; Culicidae
Gene: Sec61alpha
Product: protein transport protein Sec61 subunit alpha
Exons: 2
Coding region: 367-1797 (476 amino acids)
Biological process (GO): post-translational protein targeting to membrane, translocation; SRP-dependent cotranslational protein targeting to membrane, translocation
Cellular component (GO): membrane; Sec61 translocon complex
Molecular function (GO): ribosome binding; transmembrane protein transporter activity; signal sequence receptor activity
Source: RefSeq, a predicted model, not a curated record